Molecule: messenger RNA, 2390 nt
Organism: Dichomitus squalens LYAD-421 SS1
Lineage: Eukaryota; Fungi; Basidiomycota; Agaricomycetes; Polyporales; Polyporaceae
Product: SPRY-domain-containing protein
Exons: 2
Coding region: 290-2053 (587 amino acids)
Molecular function (GO): protein binding
Source: RefSeq, a predicted model, not a curated record
CUUGACCGUGCUCUCUCCCUCCUUGUCUCUCCUUCCCUGCUCUGCCUCUUCUGCUCUCAGUUCUUGUCUGCUUCUUCUGUUCUCGCUCUAGGUCAUGAGCCCAUCACAAGGGCGCCCAGCUCAAGUCGUUUAUGCCGACUGGGAGGAGGUAGCACAGGCCUUGUCAGCCGGCAUCAAGGCUAUCCAGGACAACCUCCCAGACCCCAUCGUCACCCUCGCCUCUAGUCAGGAAGAUCGUCCGCCACGAACGCCCAAUAGCUCUCGAGAUGCAUUCUAUAUUAUCCUCCCCAUGCUCAUAGUCUUAUCCACGUUCCUCUUUCUCCUGCUUCUCUUCCUGGUAUGCGUCAUUCUGUUGCGGCGACGACGGGGUAUCAUGCUCCGUGAUACCGAUGGACCGAUCGAUAUCAGCCGAGAGGACCUCAUUGAGGGCGAGGGCGGUUUUGAGGGGGUCGAGUCGAGAUGGCUGGAGACCGUCAGCGAAGCCGAACAGCGAGCAUACCUUCGUUCGAAAGAAUACCAGACGCAGUACCCGCCCAACUCCAUGCCGACGGACAUCACGUUGUCGCAGUUCCUGUCAAUCCAGGAGAAGGGUGUAUCAGCAUGGUCGUUCGAGCCUGAUUUUGAGGCUUUGUCGUCUCUGUUGGUCCACGCUCGUACUGAGCUCACGUUUCUUCCUGAUCCUGCAUCCGCAUCCUCGGUGCAGUCGAAUCUGCCGCUCCCUAAGCUCAACGAGGUGUACUAUUGGGAGGCGAAGAUGUUUGACCUUCCGGAAACAACCAACGUUGCCGUCGGGUUGGCAACGAAGCCUUAUCCCUCCUUCCGCCUCCCUGGUCUCUGUCGACACUCGGUGGCAUACCACUCUAAUGGGGACAAGUCGCAUAACUACCCCUUCACCGCGCAGGCUUGUGGUACCACCCUCAAAGAGGGUGACGUCCUUGGGGUCGGCUAUCGUCCCCGCUCUGGUACCGUGUUCUUUACGAAGAACGGGCGGAAGAUGGAAGACGCGUUUACUGGGUUGACUGCAUGGAAUCUUUUCCCUACCAUCGGCGCCGACGGACCGUGCAGCAUUCACGUUAACCUCGGCCAGUCUGGCUUUGUCUUCAUCGAGGCAAAUGUGAAACGGUGGGGACUUGCACCUAGCGUAGGCACGCUUGCGCCGCCUCCAGCUUAUGGUAGCGAGGUUGGCAGCAUCCUCCUUGCUGCAGGCGGUGAGAUCGUUCCUAACCGCAUCGGCGCCCCUGCAAGUCCUGCAGGCGGCUCGACCCGCUCUCGCCGCUCGCAUCGAUCCCGUCGGCCCCGUUCUGGUCUAUCCGUCAAUGCACCCAUUGAAUCUUCGCCGCUUCGUGACAGUCCUUUGGCGUCCCCUUCUCCUCCCAUGACUCCGCCCCCACCCAUCACUCCCAUCGAGGAAGAACCUGAAUCCCCAAUCGGCGCAGGACCUUCCAGUUCACGGAGGUACUUAUCCCCAACUGACCUCCCCUUCCACACGGCUCCCAAUGCUAACUUGCCCGCUUCCCCAACGCAAAGGGAUGCAGAUCCCGGUGCAGACGACAACGACUCUUCCGCGGCCUCCUCUCGGUCGCCCUCCCGCGGCCCUGCGGGUGCAGGUGCGAACCAGUUCAAUGUCCCCCGACCACAGCCGUUCAACAUCACUCAUGCACGCACGGGCUCGCGUUCUUCGGUUUCAGGUGCAGACCUCGCGAUCCAGGUGCACCCUCCCCCAGAAUCACCGAUCGCCUCGGACCUCCCUACUCCCGGUCCGCGCGACAUCCAUCUGCAGGCGUUAGCCCCCUCCUCGAGUCCUCCUAGUACCGGCCACAGUGCUCAUACUUCUGCUAAUAGUUCGGCGGCGCAGCUGGAGGCGAUGAAUAUCGCACCCCCUGCCUACUCCCCUCUCGACGCUUAUGCGUACCCUGACGGUGCGCAUAUUGACUUGCCCGCGGAGGUUAUCGCCGCUGCGCUGGAGAGAGGCUCGCUGCCUCCUAAUAUCAUCGGCACUGGGAAUCCGUCCCGGUCAGACAGGCACAGAAGUCGGCGAGAGAGGAGACCAUGAGUGUGAACUAGGAGGUCGUGUCGGAACAGGAGCGGAGAAGUCGGAAGUUCUGUUUAGAAGGGCGGAGUGUUUAUUACCUCGGGUUCGUCGCUGCUUGAUCAAGCUUGUAUUUCUAUGAGGGCGCGCUAAGCCGUGGACGUUGGCAGUCAGUUGAAGUCGAAACACCAUCUAGCACGCGCCUUGCAUUGUACUUGCAUCACACACCACCAUUAACAGUCACCAUUCUACUACCCCACCUCACGUUGCCCGCCUGCGCGUCCAUGUGCUGACUGGCCCACCAUCAUGCAUUCUGUCUGUUGUGUUAUUGCUACCUAUGAUAUUGCGUCCUCAUUGUCCC